UUGGGAUUUGAUUGAAUACACCCUGUCGGCUCCGUGCAAUAUCCUACUCCGUUGGUUCAUUUUGGGCUUUGCUGGCUUUCAAGGGUUCCGGCAGCUCUCUCCGACAGAGGGGGAAACCGUAAUCCUGAGACGGAACCGAACGAGAAUCCGUAGGAGGACGAUGGAGCUCCCUUACUCUCUCCGGGGCUGCGUUAAUUUCUUGCUCUUCUCGAUUGUCUGAGCGGGAAUCCUUGGUUUUGCUUUGUAAGCUACUGAAACGAUGCCGUCUUCUCAGAGUGAGCUUGAGGAGCAGUUGGUGGAAGCUGGGAAGAAGCUUCUUCAACCUCCGUCUUCAGCUGAUGAGCUCCUCCAUUUGCUUGAGCAAGUUGAGUCUUUCCUGUUAAAAGUGAAGCAAGCGCCAGCCAAGUCCAUGCGUGAUGCACUUUCUCCGCUAAUGAAGGCACUGAUUGUGGAUAAAUUUAUGAGGCAUCCUGAUACUGAUGUGAAGGUUGCAGUUGCUUUUUGCUUAAGUGAGAUUACCAGGAUUAGCGCACCAGAUGCUCCAUAUGAUGAUGAGAAGAUGAAGGAGGUCUUCCAAUUAAUAGUCUCAAUUUUUGAGAAUUUAUAUGAUGAUUCGAGCAAAUCAUUCAAUAAGAGGGCCUUUAUUCUUGAAACUGUUGCAAAGGUUAGGUCAUGUGUUGUCAUGUUGGAUCUGGAAUGCGAUGGACUUAUCAUUGAGAUGUUUCAGCACUUCUUUAAGACCAUUAGAGAUUCUCAUCCAGAUAAUGUCUUCUCAUCCAUGGCAACAAUAAUGAGUCUUAUAAUAGAAGAAAGCGAAGAUGUAUCUGUGGAGUUGCUUACCCAGCUAUUGGCUAGUGUGAAAAAGGACAGCAAGGAUAUUAUGCCAAUUGGUAAAAGGUUGGGGGAGAAAGUGUUUGCAGACUGUGCAUUGAAACUAAAGCCUUACCUGACACAAGCUGUAAAAUCUUUGGAUCUCUCUUUGCAUGAAUACAGUAAAGUUGUUACCUCAAUACUGGAAGGAACUACUAUAGUUGUUGAGCAUAGUAAUGAUCAUACUUUGAAAAACCAAUUGACUGUUGAGAGUAAAGCAGCUACUGCAUCUUCAGAUGAGGCAAGCCAGAGGCCUGAGGACACCCAACAAGAUGUAUGUUCUGAAGACGUCGGCCAUGCUGUGAAUACAUCUCCCAAAUCAAUUACAAGCAAUGGUUCUCGUACCAUGAAUGGUGGGACUUCUGUGCAAAUAAAAUCUGUAAAAGAGACGGAGCAUCAUGAUCCCGAUAAUCAACCAGCUACUGCAAAGUCAGAGACUAAUGACCCACAUGCUGGGGAAUCAGUAAAAUCCAAAUCCAUGUCAGAACAUACUGAUAACAAAGAAGGAAAAAUGUCUAACUCAUGUACACAACUGACAGAAUAUCCCGACCAUGCUCCUGUUGAUAAUGAGAAAGAUAGUCAGAUGUUUCCAGAUGGUAAAAAAGGCUGUGGCAUACCUAGUGUCGAUACACCUAAGAAACUUCCAGCAGAACAAAAGGGUAAAAGAAAUGAUAUUGACAAUUUGUCAGCUGGAGGGCCAGGUCUUGAAGAAAAAAAUUUAGAGGAAAAAGAGAUAAGUGCUCAUCUUUCUCCGGAAAAAAAAUCCAAGGGUGAAGUUGUCAAUGUUGAUUGUAAAUCCCCUAGUCAGAGCCUUCCUGAUGGGAGACAUGGCAAGACUGUUGAUCAGCUAAAGAAAAAAGAGCACUUGCUUCAAGAAGUGAAUGUAUCUUCUGACAUUGCAUUUAAGGUCUCUGAAGGAACAAGUGAUUCUGAAGCAAAGACACCAAGUGCCUGUGAUAGAAAGGUACAUUCGGAGCAAUGUGGCUCCAUGAGUGAUUUAGAGACAAAGAACCUGAAGCAGCAAGGGAACAAUAGUGAUGCUAGUAAUAACCAGAAGGAUGGUCUCUCAUUGAAGAAGGAAAGUGCCAAAGAAUCUGGAUACGGAAAGACUAGUCUAGAAAAGGAAAGGACUAAAUCUGCAGCUAAAGAUGAUAUGUUUUCUCAGAAGUGUGAUGAUGUCAAGGAAGAAGAAACCACUAAGAUGAUUGUGAAGAGACCUAAAUCUGGUGCUAAAGAUAUGUUAUCUUCAAGAAAAUCUCCUAAAAUGUCUACUAAAGAUGAUGGAAAGGAAAAGGAAACCACUAGGACUACUGUGCAGAGAAAACAUUAUUGCAAGGAAAAAGCUGCAGAUAUAAAAUAUAAUGAGAGCCUGGUUGGUUCCAAGGUCAGAGUUUAUUGGCCAAAAGAUUUUGCAUUUUAUGAAGGUGUAAUUCAUUCCUUUGAUCGUGUCACAAUGAAACACAAGGUUGUGUACCUUGACGGGGAUGAAGAAGUACUUAGGCUUAAGAAGGAAACACUGGAAUUUAUCAGUGAUGAUAUCAGGCUGAAGAAAAAAGCCAAAACAAGUUCAGGAACAUCAUCUAAGAAUGAAAAAUCAGAUAUUACACCAAAGAGUGGCGGCAAGUCAGUUUGUGCAACUUCAAAAUCUGCUUGUAAGUCCAGCAGUGAAGUUAAAGUUGAGACCAAGUCCAAAGAUCACACCUUUAAAUCAAGUGGUAACUCCAAGGAUUUGAGUGGCAGUAAAUCUAAGGAUGCUAUUUGCAACUUGCUCAAAUCCAAGACAAAGCAGGAUAUCUCACCGAAGACUACUGGCGAAUCCAAGCAAGACAGUGCCAAGACUCCCCUCAAAUCAGAAGGUAAAAGCACCCAAAGUGGUAUAAAGCCUAGUGGCAAUGCUACUGCCAAAACAAAAUCCAGUGUGUCAAGGGUGAAAGAAACAGGGGAUGAAAAGGAAACCUCAAAUGAGACUGAAAAAACAACAGAUGCUAUGAAGAGAAAAGCUUCAGAUGCAUCAAAGGAGCAAGAAACUGAAACAAAGAGUGGAAAGAAGCAUAGAAAAAAGUAAUGCUGAUGAUUGUUGUACACUUAUACAUUGUAAUCUGCAAUCAGAACUCUUCAACCUGUUGGUAUCUAGUCUUUUAACAGAAACUGAACCACACUCUUUGACUCCAUGGUAGUUGCCUUCAUUCUACAUUUCUACCUGCUUUUUUUUUUCCUUAGAUUUUUAGUGUUGCUUUUAUUUCAUAUUUUCACUAA
This is a messenger RNA of Ipomoea triloba (trilobed morning glory), 3126 nucleotides long. RefSeq lists its product as uncharacterized. The coding region runs from base 260 to 2935 and encodes 891 amino acids. Lineage: Eukaryota; Viridiplantae; Streptophyta; Magnoliopsida; Solanales; Convolvulaceae. The record is from RefSeq and is a predicted model, not a curated record. Gene Ontology annotation, cellular component: nucleus; chromatin. Gene Ontology annotation, biological process: DNA repair; mitotic sister chromatid cohesion. The transcript has 14 exons.